Caenorhabditis briggsae is the source of this 1188-nucleotide messenger RNA. NCBI's taxonomy places the organism in Eukaryota, Metazoa, Nematoda, Chromadorea, Rhabditida, Rhabditidae. The record is from RefSeq and is a predicted model, not a curated record. The transcript is spliced from 10 exons. Gene Ontology annotation, molecular function: peptide binding; G protein-coupled receptor activity. Gene Ontology annotation, biological process: G protein-coupled receptor signaling pathway. The coding region runs from base 1 to 1188 and encodes 395 amino acids. Gene Ontology annotation, cellular component: membrane; neuron projection.
AUGGACUUCACGGAAGAUGAAGCCGAGUACGAACAAUGGACACAUAUUGAACGGCGCGUGCCAUUCCAGGGGUACCGUACCUAUGUUGCAUCCACAUACAUUGGAUUCAACGUCGUCGGAUUCGCAAUCAACGCGUGGGUAUUGUAUGUGGUGGCUCCUCUCCUGUUCGCUCCAGCCAUAAAAGUACCCAAAAGCAUACUUUUCUACAUUUUCGCUCUAUGUGUUGGGGAUCUAAUGACAAUGAUAGCCAUGUUACUUUUGGUCAUCGAGUUGGUUUUCGGAACAUGGCAAUUCUCAUCGAUGGUAUGCACCAGUUAUCUGAUUUUUGACUCUAUGAAUAAGUUUAUGGCCCCAAUGAUAGUUUUUCUGAUCAGUAGAACUUGUUACUCGACUGUGUGUCUGGAUAAGACGAGAGGAGAGAAAGCGGCUACCUUGAAGUACGCCAUAAUCCAAUUCUGCAUUGCCUUGGCCUGUGUUAUGGUUCUUCUCUGGCCAGUUUUUGCCUAUUCCCAAGUCUUCACCUUCUACAUGAACCCAAAUGCAACUUCCCAGGAAGUAACCGUUAUGAGAAAGUGUGGUUUCUUCCCGCCUCCCCAGAUUGAAUUUUGGUUUAACCUGAUCGCUUGCAUCACUUCCUACGCUGUACCUCUUUUUGGAAUUAUUUACUGGUACGUCUCGGUGCCAUUCUUCCUGAAGCGCAGAGCUCUGACGACAUUGGUUGCCUCCAGCUCAAUGGACGCCGCACUCCGAAAAGUUAUCACUACAGUACUCCUGCUUACAGUAAUCUAUGUCUUAUGCUGGACCCCGUACUGGGUCAGUAUGUUCGCGAAUCGUAUCUGGACCAUGGAAAAGAAGAGCAUUAUCAUAUUCUCCUACUUCAUCCACCUCCUUCCCUAUAUCAGUUGUGUUGCUUAUCCAUUAAUUUUCACAUUGCUCAACAGAGGAAUCCGAUCUGCUCACGCCAAGAUUGUCGCUGAUCAGAGACGCAGAUUCAGAAGCUUGACUGACGAAGCUAGCUCACAGAUUCGAACUGCUAUUAGAACAAUCCCAGGAACGAAAAUGAAGAAACAAGACUUUCUGACGCGAACUGAAGAGAUCUCAUCUGAUAAAGCGGCUUCUGAAGCUAUCUCGGAAUUCCGUGAUGCUCUUCCAUCGCAGACUUCUUUUCCAGAUGAGACGCUUUUAUGA